UUCAUAUUAUGAGGUUGAAGACACUAUCAGAUCACCUCUAUAAAUCUGCCCACACCCUUAGAACUCUGGAACAGAUCAAGAAUAUAUAAUCCUUUAAACUUUGCCAAUUCCAGUUCUCAAAAUCCACAGCAAUGGGGAAUUGCUUAACUUCUUCACAAAACGAACCCCAAACACGCCCCAUUGAUUCCGCUUUCAAGCUUCCUUCCCCGUUGCCCACCUGGCCUUCAUCAGGCGGUGAAUUUGGGAGUGGAUAUAUUGAUCUGGGAGGCCUCCAUGUCUGCCAGAUUUCAUCUUUCAACAAGGUUUGGGUAACGUACGAAGGCGGGCCCGACAACCUCGGAGCCACAAUCUUUGAGCCGUCGUCCAUCCCCGACGGUUUUUCCGUUCUGGGUUACUACGGGCAGCCCAACAACCAACCGCUUUUCGGUUGGGUUCUUGUCGGAAAAGACAACAGCACUGGCGCCGACAUUCUCAAGCCGCCGAGUGAUUACAAUCUCAUAUGGAGCAGUGAGACUCUAAAAAUCAACCAAACUAGUCCCGCCUAUAUCUGGCUACCCGUCCCGCCGGAGGGGUACAAGGCCGUCGGCCACGUCGUCACCACUUCGCCGGAAAGGCCCCCGGCGGACAAAAUCCGGUGCGUCCGGGAAGAUUUCACCGAGAAUUGUGAGGCUGAGAGCUGGGUUUGGGGACUGGGGAGCUCUAGCGACCCAAACGGCUUUAAUGUCAACAGUUUGAGACCAAACAUUAGAGGCAUAGAAGCCCAAGGCGUCCCCGUCGGGACAUUUACGGCUAAUAUCGGCUCAGCCGCCGUUUCUCUAUCGUGUCUGAAAAACAACAAUUUUUCCACGUUUUCUCCCAUGCCUAACCUCGCCCAAAUCGAAGCAUUGUUCAAAGAAUAUUCCCCGGUGGUUUAUCUCCACCCGGAAGAAACGUACCUAACGUCUUCCGUUAACUGGUAUUUCGCCAGCGGGGCAUUGCUGUACAAACAAGGAGACGAGUCUAACCCCGUCGCCGUUAAUCCUGACGGCGUUAACCUACCCCAAGGCGGGUCAAACGACGGGACUUACUGGCUCGACCUGCCGGUGGAUGAAAAGGCGAGAGAAACGGUUAAAAAAGGGGAUUUGAAUAAUACGGAGGUUUAUCUCCACGUGAAACCCAUGCUGGGUGGCGCGUUUACCGACAUAGUGGUUUGGUUGUUUUACCCGUUCAACGGUCCGGCGACGGCGAAGCUCGGGAUACUCGACUUACCCCUAGGCCGGACCGGGGAACAUAUCGGAGAUUGGGAGCAUCUGACUCUAAGAAUCAGCAACUUCACCGGAGUUCUGCACAGAAUGUACUUCUCCGCCCACAGCGGCGGCGCGUGGGUGGACAGCCGGGACCUGGAGUUCUCCGCCGGCGGCGGGGGAAACAAGCCGGUGGCGUACGCGUCGCGUAACGGGCACGCGAAUUAUUCGAAGCCCGGGGUGGUUUUGCAAGGGCCGAAUGAUGAGAUUGGGAUAAGGAAUGAUACUGCGAAGAGUGAUUUGGUUUUGGAGUGUGGGGCGAAGUAUUCGGUGGUGGCGGCGCCGGAGAGUGUGAGUUCGGCGGUGGUUGAGCCGGCGUGGCUGAACUAUAGGAGGAAGUGGGGGCCGCAUAUUACGUAUGAGCUUAAAGAGGAAGUGGAGAAACUGGAGGGGGUAUUGACGGGGGGCGUUAAAGAGCUGUUUCAGAGUUUGGUGAAUAUAUUGCCGAAUGAAUUGUUUGAAGAAGACGGGCCGACUGGCCCUAAGGAGAAGGAUUUCUGGAGCGGUGAUGAGAGGUAAAUGGUAUUGGCUGUGAGUGAAUGAAUGUAUUCAAAUGCUGUCAUGUCUGCAAUAGUUUUACUGCUGUGUCUGUGUGUAUGUAUCAUAUGCUAGCUAGUUUAAUUUCCAUAUUCUUCUUUCCCACAUUAUGGUUUAGUUAAUUUUAUGCUGACAAAUAAAACACAAUCUUUCAACAUUCUCUCUUA
Molecule: messenger RNA, 1987 nt
Organism: Ipomoea triloba (trilobed morning glory)
Lineage: Eukaryota; Viridiplantae; Streptophyta; Magnoliopsida; Solanales; Convolvulaceae
Exons: 2
Coding region: 132-1802 (556 amino acids)
Source: RefSeq, a predicted model, not a curated record